UCAACGAGUCGUGUUAAUAGAUUUUGAGACACAGGAUGCAAACUGGAUACAUUCUGGGUUUUUUAAUCACUGCCGUUUUCUUGGAGGGAUGCUGUGUGGGAAACCAUCGAAGGAAAAAAACAGUUCUUCAGCAGGUUACACACCGGCGCUACAAAGCUGUGAAGGGCGAAAUCUUUAUGAUACCGUGCAUAGAAUCUGUGAACCAGCACCUAACUGCAAGUACUGGAGAAGGCAAAGAAGGAAAUGAAGCCCUGUCCUUCGUCUGUGGAAAGAAGUUUACUGCUGAAGCAAAACAUACUGGAAACUACGCAUACAGGUCUUUGCUGUCCAGUGGCAGCAACUUGUUCGUCAGUCUACAGGUGAUGGAGCCAAACAGUCUGAGAUGCUACGAGCCAAAGGAGAGCAAUGAAAUACUGAACGCGAGUGCAGGUGGGGUCAUCUCGUGCCCAAGUAUCAACUGUAGUGACAACGCAGAUGCCAUCUGGUUCAAGGGUAAUGAAGCUGUGUCUGAGCAGCGCAGAGCCAUCUGCCAGAUGAAGGGACAGUUACAUCUCUGCGAAGUCAGAUACAGUGAUAAAGGUGUAUAUUUCUGUGAUAGAGAGAUAGUUGAGCAAGGAAUCACAUGGACAUUCAGGAGGGCUGUUAACGUCACAGUUGAACCUGACCCACCAAGUGACCCUCCCAGGAUUCACAGUAGCAACAGGACAGCGGCAGUGGAGCUCGGUCGGAGUCAUACUCUGGUGUGUAUUGUAUAUUUUCCUUUUGAGAGGGCAUUUUCGCGGGAGGUGCAGUGGUACAUGAAUUAUGGUGGCAACAUGGAGAAUAUGACUCUACUGCCGAUGGAGAAGCAAAAACAGAAAAUCGUGACACAUGAAGAGUAUGAAGUCAUAAGAAGAGCCAUCAUAAAAGUGGUGAAACGAGAACACUUGAACAACACAUAUACCUGCAUUGCCAGCAAUGUUGUCGGAAGCUGCAGGAUCACUAUCAAGCUCGAGGAGAAAAUUAAAGAAAAAUGGCCGUCUCUGGUUGGGUAUCCCAUUGUGUCCUUGUUGCUGGUAGCUGGACUGGGAAUCGUUUUGCAUGUGAAAUGGCUUGAAGUACAGCUUAUCUACAGAUCCCACUUCCAACAUAGAAAACAUGAUGGAGAUGAGAAAGGGUUUGACGUGUUUCUGUCGUAUGUGUGGAGCCCUCCCUCAAAACCGGUGGAGGGAGUUUUGACCCUUUCCUACCAGAAAGGACCUGACACUGAUGAGGAAGCACGUUUAUCCAGCAUGGACCUGCUGAGCACCGAGGAGGGUAAAGCCAGCCAGGGGCCACUGGAAGUGCUGCUACCCAGAGUGUUAGAGGACCAGUGGGGCUACCGCCUCUGUCUGCCAGAGAGGGACAUGCUCCCUGGAGGAGCAUACACAAACGACGUGGUCCUUGCAAUACAGAGAAGCCAAAUGCUCAUCUGUCUCCUGUCGGCUGACUACCUCUCCAACAGCAAUGCUGUGUUUGAACUGGAGUCAGGAGUCCAGGCUUUGCUGCAAAAAACUCCCCUCAAACUCCUCCUAAUAUGGACCAGUAGAGCCUCAGCCUCCCUCAUCCAGCCAGAACCACCGCUGCCUACACUGGUCCAAAGGGCCCUGAGGGUUCUACCCAGUCUGGAUUGGACCGCAGGCAAACCAGCCAGAGCCACCAGCCAUUUCUGGAGGUCUUUGAGGAAGGCCAUGCCCGAUCAGAGAGUGAAGCUGGUUUCACUCACGCAGGACCGAUGAAAACAAGUCUCAUUUUUACUUGUAUGGAGAAAAGUGAGUCACACUUUAUGCCACACUCAGGGCCCAGUCGUGGUCUGUGCUCUGAUUUUUGACUUCCAUUUGAAUGAAAAUUAAAAUGUUUCAGUUAAAAAAGUGCAAAAUUAUCAAUUACCUAUUCGCUUUACAAGAAUUAUGACUGUAUCAGAUAAAGGGUUUCUUCUUGUUCACUGAUUAACAGGCUGUUUGUAUAUUAAGUGCUGAGGUGUGGUUCAUCAUGUAAUGUCACAGCAGACAUGUCAGCAAUAAACAUUUGACACAAUACAAAUCAUCCAAAAACUUUAUUUGGCUGACUUACAAUAUGUGGGGGAACUGUCUGAUAAAACAUGUUGUAGCAGUGGAUAUUAACGUGAUUCAUUUGGGGAAGCACAACGGUCAGGUAACCCACAGAAACUCGAGUUUAUAGAUUUGUAUGUGGGAUCAAAAGGGAGUUUCCAAAAAGUGUCAGGCACAGGGGGAGUCACUGAGGUACCACAUUUAUCUGAAAUGUAGGCAUAUUUCUGCAGUGUGGGCUUUCUGAUGUAAAAAUAGAUCAUAAAAGUACCUAAUCAUUGCCAACCUGUAUUUUAACCCCUUGGAAAUUAUUCAAUAUGAGUGUUACCAGCCCCUGGUAUACAUUUGACAGGUGUCAAAUAAAAACACAUUAGCAGUCCUUCCACUGUGAACAUAAAAAAGAUCACAGCCACAUUUUUUUUGCCAGUUUCAGUGAAGCAGACAGAAAUACAAAUUAAAUCCAGAACUACUGGCACAAACCUCAAACUAACAUAAAACAAAAUAAACUGCCAGUGACGUGGCACAGCUGGUGAAAACAAAGGGUUGUACAUUGAUUUUGAGAAAAUGAAAAAAAAAAAAACAACUAACCCAUCCACACGCCUAGUCUUAGCCACGCACACGCACACGCGCGCGCACACACACACACACACACACACACACACACACACACACACACACACA
This is a messenger RNA of Epinephelus moara (kelp grouper), 2747 nucleotides long. Its product is annotated as interleukin-18 receptor accessory protein-like. The transcript has 12 exons. Lineage: Eukaryota; Metazoa; Chordata; Actinopteri; Perciformes; Serranidae. Gene Ontology annotation, molecular function: interleukin-18 receptor activity. Gene Ontology annotation, biological process: interleukin-18-mediated signaling pathway. Bases 36 to 1757 code for a protein of 573 amino acids. The record is from RefSeq and is a predicted model, not a curated record.